CCGUCAUUUCCGUUGUUGUCACGGAGACUCACGAAAAUUCACUAGGAUUGCCUGCUAGUUCAUAAGUUCAUUGCUGUUCUGGUCAAGAAGGCCAAAUAGCGACAAGCAUCAUGUUGCGUUUGCCAGCCGUUAGCCGAGCGCUAGCAGGGGCAGCCAAGGGCAGCCUGGCCACGACUAACAAUGGGCGGACCUUAGUGAGAGCUGCUAGUAACAUGGUGGAGGUGUUUGUUGAUGGAAAACCAGUUGAGGUUCCCCCUGGAACCACUGUGCUGCAGGCUUGUGAGAAGAUGGGUGUGCAGAUUCCUCGGUUCUGCUACCAUGAGCGCCUGUCUGUAGCUGGGAAUUGCAGAAUGUGCUUAGUGGAGAUUGAGAAAGCACCAAAGCUGGCGGCAGCAUGCGCCAUGCCGGUGAUGAAGGGCUGGAACAUCCUGACCAACUCGGAGAAGACCCGCAAGGCCAGAGAGGGAGUGAUGGAGUUCCUUCUGGCCAACCACCCACUGGACUGCCCCAUCUGUGACCAGGGAGGAGAGUGUGACCUUCAGGACCAGUCCAUGCAGUUUGGGUCAGAUCGCAGUCGGUUCUCUGAGGACAAGCGGGCCGUGGAGGAUAAAAACAUUGGGCCGCUUAUUAAAACCAUCAUGACUCGCUGCAUCCAAUGCACACGCUGUGUCCGGUUUGCCAGUGAGAUUGCCGGUGUUGAGGACCUGGGUACCACAGGCAGAGGGAACAACUUGCAGAUCGGAACCUAUGUGGAGAAGAUGUUCAUGUCCGAGAUGUCAGGCAAUGUCAUCGACAUCUGUCCCGUCGGAGCCCUCACCUCCAAACCAUACGCCUUCACCUCAAGACCCUGGGAGACCAGGAAGACAGAGUCUAUAGACGUGUUGGACGCUGUAGGCAGCAACAUCGUUGUGAGUACACGCGGCGGCGAGGUGAUGCGAGUGCUUCCCCGGCUUAACGAAGACGUCAACGAGGAGUGGAUCUCCGACAAGACAAGGUUUGCAUAUGACGGUCUGAAGCGCCAGAGGUUGACCCAGCCCAUGGUGAAGGAUGCGUCGGGACAGCUCGCACCCACAUCCUGGGAGGAUGUACUUACACGCGUGGCUGGAGCAUUGCAGGGCGCCCAAGGUAGCGACGUGGCAGCCAUAGCUGGUGGCAUGGUGGAUGCUGAGGCUCUGGUGGCUCUAAAGGAUCUACUCAACAGACUGAACAGUGACAACCUCUGUACCGAGGAGGUCUUCCCAGACGCGGGGGCUGGCUCCGACCUGCGUUCCAACUAUCUGCUGAACUCUCGGAUCGCUGGCAUCGAGGAGGCUGACCUGCUGCUGCUAAUAGGAACCAAUCCUCGCUAUGAGGCCCCACUGUUCAAUGCUCGUGUCCGAAAGAGCUGGCUGCAUAAUGAGCUGAAGGUGGCCAUGGUGGGAAGCAAUGUGGAUCUGAGCUACACCUAUGACCACCUGGGGGACUCCACCCAGGUCCUGAAGGACAUCGCCAACGGAACACACCCAUUCUGCCAGGUGCUGGCACAGGCCAAGCGCCCGGUGGUGGUGGUGGGCAGUGCAUCUUUGCAGAGGGAGGAUGGGGGAGCCAUCUUAGGUGCCGUCCAGACAAUUGCCCAUGCUGCCCGGACCAGCAGCGGAGUGGAUGACGGCUGGAAGGUCCUUAAUGUGCUGCACAGAGUGGCCAGUCAGGUGGCAGCCCUUGACCUGGGCUACAAGGCGGGGGUGGAGUCUAUCCGGAAAGCCCCGCCCAAAGUUCUGUUCUUGCUGGGAGCUGAUGGAGAAUGCAUCACCAGACAGGAUCUGCCCAAAGACAGCUUGAUCAUCUACCAGGGUCACCAUGGAGAUGUGGGUGCUACCAUGGCUGACAUCAUCCUGCCUGGUGCGGCAUACACAGAAAAGACUGGAACGUACGUCAACACGGAGGGGAGGAGUCAGCAGACGCGCGUGGCUGUCACCGCACCUGGGAUGGCCAGGGAGGACUGGAAGAUCAUCAGAGCCGUCUCUGAGCUGGCCGGGCUAACGCUGCCCUAUGACUCUGUGGAUGAGGUGAGGGAUCGUCUAGCCGAAGUGUCUCCUAACCUGGUCCGCUAUGACGACGUAGAGGAGGCCAACUACUUCAAACAGGCCAACGAACUUUCACAGGCUGUGAAUCAGGCUUUUCUAGCGAACCCACUCGUUUCUCCCCAGCUCACAGCUAAAGACUUCUAUAUGACCGAUCCCAUUAGUAGAGCCUCUCAGACCAUGGCCAAAUGUGUGAAGGCCAUCACGGAGGGAGCUGAUGCCAUUGAUGAACCAUCCAUCUGCUGAACACACACAACGACACAUCCAGGCACACGAACAGUGAUGAUCUUUUAUUUAAGUAGUUUUUUGUUGUUGUUGUAAAGAUGUCAUGUCCAUGCUGAGGGAAGAGGCUUUGUUAAGGACAAAACUGUAUGUUUAUGAAUAAAAUCUUAUCCUGUAUUCCUCUG
This is a messenger RNA of Esox lucius (northern pike), 2467 nucleotides long. RefSeq names its product NADH:ubiquinone oxidoreductase core subunit S1 (gene ndufs1). The record is from RefSeq and is a predicted model, not a curated record. Gene Ontology annotation, cellular component: membrane. Gene Ontology annotation, molecular function: NADH dehydrogenase (ubiquinone) activity; iron-sulfur cluster binding. The transcript has 17 exons. NCBI's taxonomy places the organism in Eukaryota, Metazoa, Chordata, Actinopteri, Esociformes, Esocidae. Gene Ontology annotation, biological process: ATP synthesis coupled electron transport. The coding region runs from base 111 to 2306 and encodes 731 amino acids.